UUUGCACUAUUCCUAAAAAUAAAAAAAAUAAAAAAAACAAAUAAUUAUCUGAUAGAUCACUGAUUACUUUUAUUUUAAAUGUUGAAGCUGUACUUUUUUAAUAUUCACAUUUUUGUUCAGAAUGAUGAACAGUGAUCACCUCAGUCAAGAUACAUGACUGUAAUCCACUGAGUUUGUUGCAAACAAAGGGCAGGGCCAGAGAAAGUUUGAGACUGGGCUGGCACAUGUAAAUGAAAACCUUUUAAACAGAAAGAUGUAGAUUUUAAACAAAUAAUGAAUAAAUUAUUACAACUAAAGAGGCUAUCUUGUGUAAAAACUUGGCAAAAUGAUUAAAAGCAAAUAGUCAAUGGGGUUAUAUCAUCAACAGUUGGUUUUAUUUAGGAUUAUCCUGUAUAUAUUUAGCCACUAUUACACAAAGACUUGAAAUACUGAAUUGAUAUUAAGAAAAAUAACAACUUUGAGUCGAAUCCCAGUGUUCAUUCAGCAUGCCUGGGAAAUUAGCUCCACAGUCAUCACAUUGGGUGGUAUUAUGACUUUUACAUCUUCAUCAGAACAAACUAAUUUCACUAAUGUAAACUGUUUAUUUGCAUUACUGAUGAAGAACGUGGUUGAGUUUAUGUAGAGAUAAAGAUAAAAUUCCUGAUAAAACGUGGUGACAGAUGGUGAUUCCCUUUAGUCAGAUGUGCAGCUGAUUGGUUUGGUUCACAAUCAACACGAACAUUUUUGCUUUUUCACUUUAGCUUCAUGAUUUAUGACUCCAUCAAUGUCACGUUUUUGUUAAUCUUUGUUACAUAUCAAUAAACAUUAUUUUCCUUCAGCACGUAAUUAUUUUCAUUCUCGUACUGAAAACGUUUCUCCUGCCAUUUAAUAUGCUGCGUUGACUUGUAGUUGGAUAUCUGAGACUCACCCAAGUAAAGAUCUGUUUACACGGGAUAUGUGUUAGAAUUCACUUCACACCUCGGGUGGCAGAUUUUUGGGGGUGUGGUAAAAACUUUAUUACUUCCACGACAUGUUAGAUAAAACAGUAAACCGAAAUAUAUGCUACUUUCUUUCAUGUACACGCCAUCUUUAAUUUAUACGCUGCACCACAAGGACGGUAAGUGGUUGCCUUGGAGACGCCAUUAUCAACAUCUACCAGGGUGGAGGGUUCACACUGAGUGGCAGCCUGUCUUUAACAAAAGAAGUUAGGAAUGUCGGCUACAAAAAGAAAGUCGAUACAAACCCUCGCUGAAGCUAUCUCCAAAAAAGUGGACCGCUUCAAUAAAGCAGAGACCGAAUGCCUUAUCCAGCAGUUUCAUGUGCUUGUUGGGGAGCAGCCCAGUCCUGGUAAAGCUGCACAUUGCCUGGAGAGAGGGAUGUUCAGAGGCAUAAUGCACAACAUCUUUGGGCUGACCGAUGACAUUAUCAUGGAAGGAAUCUUUAGGAUAUUUGACAAAGACAAUGAUGGCUUCAUAACUGUGGAAGAAUGGAUCGUAGGUCUUUCCAUUUUUUUACGGGGGACCUUGGAUGAAAAAAUUAAGUUCUGCUUUCAAGUGUAUGACUUGAAUGGUGACAAAUACAUCUCCAGAGAAGAGAUGUUUCACAUGUUGAAGAACAGCAUCAUAAGGCAGCCCACAGAGGAGGACCCUGAUGAAGGAAUUAAAGACCUGGUGGAUAUUACAUUCAAGAAGAUGGACCAUGAUCUUGAUGGAAGACUGUCUUUAGAAGACUUUGAAAAUGCAGUGAGAGAGGAAAAUCUACUGCUUGAGGCCUUUGGAACCUGCUUCCCAGAUCCCAUGACUAUUCAGAUGUUUGAGCACCAUGUAUUUCAAGAACAAGUGGACUGAUAAAGGAACUCAAUCCAUGUGCAUUCUGAGCAUCCAUCUUUAAUAAAAAUCUUAACAUAAAUU
Molecule: messenger RNA, 1889 nt
Organism: Melanotaenia boesemani (Boeseman's rainbowfish)
Lineage: Eukaryota; Metazoa; Chordata; Actinopteri; Atheriniformes; Melanotaeniidae
Gene: efcab1
Product: EF-hand calcium binding domain 1
Exons: 6
Coding region: 1191-1826 (211 amino acids)
Molecular function (GO): calcium ion binding
Source: RefSeq, a predicted model, not a curated record